Messenger RNA from Felis catus (domestic cat), 7245 nucleotides. It is a transcript of the gene SLK, whose product is annotated as STE20 like kinase. Lineage: Eukaryota; Metazoa; Chordata; Mammalia; Carnivora; Felidae. Gene Ontology annotation, molecular function: protein serine/threonine kinase activity; protein binding; ATP binding. The record is from RefSeq and is a predicted model, not a curated record. Bases 8 to 3733 code for a protein of 1241 amino acids. Gene Ontology annotation, biological process: protein phosphorylation. The transcript is spliced from 19 exons.
AGGAAAAAUGUCCUUCUUCAAUUUCCGUAAGAUCUUCAAGUUGGGGAGCGAGAAGAAGAAGAAGCAGUACGAACAUGUGAAGAGGGACCUGAACCCCGAGGAGUUUUGGGAAAUUAUAGGAGAACUGGGCGACGGAGCCUUUGGGAAAGUGUACAAGGCUCAGAAUAAAGAGACCAAUGUUUUAGCUGCUGCAAAGGUGAUUGACACGAAAUCUGAAGAAGAACUUGAAGAUUACAUGGUUGAGAUUGAUAUAUUAGCAUCUUGUGAUCAUCCAAAUAUAGUCAAACUUCUAGAUGCCUUCUAUUAUGAGAACAAUCUUUGGAUCCUCAUUGAAUUUUGUGCAGGUGGAGCAGUGGACGCUGUGAUGCUUGAACUUGAGAGACCAUUAACUGAGUCCCAAAUACAAGUAGUUUGUAAACAGACUCUAGAGGCUUUGAACUAUUUACAUGAUAAUAAAAUCAUCCACAGAGAUCUGAAGGCUGGCAACAUUCUUUUUACCUUAGAUGGAGAUAUUAAGUUGGCGGAUUUUGGAGUAUCAGCUAAAAACACAAGGACAAUUCAAAGAAGAGAUUCCUUUAUUGGCACACCAUAUUGGAUGGCUCCUGAAGUAGUCAUGUGUGAAACAUCUAAAGACAGACCCUAUGACUACAAAGCUGAUGUUUGGUCCCUGGGUAUCACUCUAAUAGAAAUGGCUGAGAUAGAACCACCUCAUCAUGAAUUAAAUCCAAUGCGAGUGCUGCUAAAAAUAGCAAAAUCUGAGCCCCCUACAUUAGCACAGCCAUCAAAAUGGUCUUCAAAUUUUAAGGACUUUCUAAAGAAAUGCUUGGAAAAGAAUGUGGAUUCCAGGUGGAAUACAUCUCAGCUACUGCAGCAUCCUUUUGUUACGGUUGAUUCCAACAAACCAAUUCGAGAGCUGAUUGCAGAGGCAAAGGCUGAAGUAACAGAAGAAGUUGAAGAUGGCAAAGAGGAAGAUGAUGAUGAAGAAACAGAAAAUUCUUUGCCAAUACCUGCAAGUAAGCGUGCCUCUUCUGACCUUAGUAUUGCCAGCUCUGAAGAAGAUAAACUUUCACAAAACGCUUGUAUUUUGGAAUCUGUCUCUGAAAAAACAGAACGUAAUACUUCUGAAGAUAAAUUUAACAACAAAGUUCUUAAUGAAAAACUUACCACAGAUGAACCUGAAAAAGCUGCAGAGGAUAUUAAUGAACAUAUUAAUGAUGCUCACUUAGAAGCUAUGGCUGAACUUGAUAAUAGGACAAUAGUAAUCAAGGAAAAUGGCAGAGAGGAGAAGAGACCCAAGCUUGAAAGUCUCCCUGAUACAGAAGACCAAGAAACAAUGGACAUUAAUUCAGUCAAUGAAGGAAAAGAGAAUAAUAUAAUAACUUUAGAAACAGAUAUUGAACAGAGUCUGAAACCUGAGGAAGAAAGGGAUCAAGAAAAGCAACAGAUAUUUGAAAAUAAGAUUAUAAAAUCUGAAGAAAUUAAAGAUACUGCUAUUCAAACAAUGGACUUAGUUUCUCAAGAGACUGGAGAAAAAGAGGCAGACAUUCAGGCAGUUGAAAAUGAAGUUGCACUUACAAAGGAAGACACCCAAGAGAAAUUGGGAAAGAAUGACGAAACUCCAGAAGAAGUGAUCAGCCAUAUAAGCGAUGUCAUAGGAACAAAUGAGGCAGGAGACGUUGCCCAGAAGGCAGUUGAAAACAAUGCUGAGGAUGCUCAGAGUAAUGAUGGGAAUGAAGUGGUUGAAGUAGACCAGAAAUUAGUAAGUAAGCUCACAGAGGGUCCUGAGGCUGGUGGUUCUGAGGAAGUUCCUUUUAAAGACAUAGUGGAAACUAAGGAGAUAGAUCAGAAGUCUUUGGAAGAUAAAGAUGAAGAACAGUCACUCAGCAGUUUAGAGAACAUAGUGAAAACCAGUGAGGAAUCUGGCACAAAUGAAGGUGAGGAAAUUACUGAGUCCAGUAGCACUGAAGAAAUAGAGGUCAGACAUGCAGUAAUUUAUACUGACCAAGAAGCUUUAGGAAAUGAAACUCCAGAUGCUCAUGAAGCUACUGCUCAGAUAGAUACAGAGCAAAAAGCAAUUCCAUGUGAAGUGCCAAUUGAAAGCGAAACUCCCGUGACUUCCUCUUCACAGCCUAGUGAACCUCAGCCUGUUCCAAUACCCAGUAUAAAUAUCAACUCUGAAGAUGCAGAAAAUAAAGGGGAAAUAGGUGCUUUAUCAAAAACUGAAGCCAUGUUGCUUCCAGAAUCUGAGAAUCAAAAGGAAAAUGAUACUGAUUCAGGCACUGGUUCCACCGCUGAUAAUAGCAGCAUUGACUUAAAUUUAUCCAUCUCUAGCUUCCUAAGCAAAACUAAAGACAGCGGAUCAAUAUCUUUACAAGAAACAAGAAGACAAAAGAAAACAUUGAAGAAGACCCGCAAAUUUGUUGUUGAUGGCGUAGAAGUGAGUGUAACCACGUCAAAGAUAGUUACAGAUAGUGAUUCCAAAACUGAAGAGUUGAGGUUUCUUAGACGUCAGGAACUUCGGGAGUUAAGAUUCCUUCAAAAAGAAGAGCAAAGAGCCCAACAGCAGCUCAAUAGCAAACUGCAACAACAACGAGAACAAAUUUUCCGGCGCUUUGAGCAAGAAAUGAUGAGCAAAAAGCGUCAAUAUGAUCAAGAGAUUGAGAAUCUAGAAAAACAGCAGAAACAGACUAUUGAACGUCUAGAACAAGAACACACAAAUCGCUUGCGAGAUGAAGCCAAACGCAUUAAAGGAGAACAAGAGAAAGAGUUGUCCAAAUUUCAGAAUAUGUUAAAGAACCGAAAGAAGGAGGUUAUAAAUGAAGUGGAGAAAGCACCCAAAGAGCUGAGAAAAGAGCUCAUGAAACGCAGGAAAGAGGAGCUUGCACAAAGCCAGCAUGCUCAGGAACAGGAAUUUGUUCAGAAGCAACAACAAGAAUUAGAUGGCUCUCUGAAAAAGAUCAUCCAACAGCAGAAGGCAGAACUGGCCAAUAUUGAAAGAGAGUGCCUGAAUAACAAACAGCAGCUCAUGAGAGCUCGAGAAGCUGCAAUUUGGGAGCUUGAAGAACGACACUUACAAGAAAAACACCAGCUGCUCAAACAGCAACUUAAAGAUCAGUAUUUCAUGCAAAGACAUCAGCUACUUAAGCGCCAUGAGAAGGAAACAGAACAAAUGCAGCGUUAUAAUCAACGACUUAUUGAGGAAUUGAAAAACAGACAGACUCAAGAAAGAGCAAGACUGCCUAAGAUUCAGCGCAGUGAAGCCAAGACUCGAAUGGCCAUGUUUAAGAAAAGCUUGAGAAUUAACUCAACGGCCACACCAGAUCAGGACCGUGACAAAAUUAAGCAGUUUGCUGCUCAAGAAGAAAAGAGGCAGAAAAAUGAGAGAAUGGCUCAGCAUCAGAAACAUGAAAAUCAAAUGCGGGAUCUUCAGUUGCAGUGUGAAGCCAACGUCCGAGAGCUGCAUCAGCUGCAGAAUGAAAAAUGCCACCUAUUGGUAGAACAUGAAACUCAGAAACUCAAGGAAUUAGAUGAGGAACACAGCCAAGAAUUAAAGGAAUGGAGAGAGAAAUUGAGACCUAGGAAAAAGACCCUGGAAGAAGAGUUUGCCAGGAAACUGCAGGAACAGGAGGUGUUCUUUAAAAUGACUGGGGAGUCUGAAUGCCUUAACCCAUCAGCACAGAGCCGGAUUUCCAAGUUUUAUCCUAUCCCUAGCUUGCAUUCCACAGGGUCGUAACAGUAGGAAGCAGUCUGUGGUUCGGUUUGGCUUUUUAAAUAUGUCAUUCUGUUCUCUUCAUCUUCUGCCACAAUCUAUAUCAGAGAGCUUAUGAAGACAAUCACCUGCCUCACCUUCUAGGUGUUUUUUGUUUAUUUGUUUGUUUGUUUAGCAAAGAUGAAGGGAAAGGAACCGUGACAGAUGCUAGGCCAUGUUGGCGAAGUGGCAUCUUGCAGUAAUUCCCUAAGGUGAUUUUGUAUAUUAAUCUUAAAAAUUGUGUUCUUUAGACACUGUUAGGUGAAAUACUUUAGAAAUAAAAUGUUUGAGGUGUUUGGUUUUUUUUUUAAAGCUGUUAGGUCACUGAGUAUUAGUGAAUAUCUUUUUACCUGACCUAACUUCUCAGUGAUGCCUAAAUUCUGUAGUUGCAACUCUGCUGUAGAGAGUUGGAAUAAUUUUAUUUUGGUGAAUCUGCUCUCAUGAAAAAGCUAUGAGUUGCUCAAAAUACCAUAUUGGUUGAGUAAAUAAAUCUAUUUUAUCUUUAAAUAGCAACAAACUUUUUAAAAAGAAACAUUAUUUCAAUAGUUUGUCUAAAAUAAUUACUUUCAGUCAUGAGCUAAAAAUUAAGGGUGCUAGUUUUAUUAAAAUAGUGCCUAAAACACUAAAUUUCAUUGGAGUCUAAAGUAGGAUUUUCUCUUGAUUCAACAGGGACAAACAUCCUUAGCAUUAAACAUUAUUGUAUUUUAAGUCUUGCUCCUGUUACCUAAUUUGAUGAAAUUUCCAUCCUAAAAUCUAUGUUUUGCAAGGUUGGAAAGAUGUAAAAAAAGUAGCUUUUAGAUACUGAAAUUCGGCAUGUAACACUCACCAAAUUAAAAGUAUAGACUUAGCAUUCCAGCUCAUUUCCUAAAAUAGUCUGUGAGCUGGGCAAGGGACCUCUUCCAUCCUAGCACACUUCGUCCAUUGAAGGCUCUGCAGGCUCUGCGUUAAAUGAACUUUUUGAAAUUAAUCUUAAAAGAGGCAUUUGUUCAGAAUACUUUUUCAGAAAGCAUUUAAAUAAAAUACUUAGGCAACGUCAGAAAUGACUGUGUUGUUGAGAGAAAGUCAUUUGUAUUUUGGUUUUAUUUAGUUCCAUGUUUAAAUUAUUUGAUUUGAAUGGGAAAAGCCUGACACCUUUACCAUCUGGUUGCUGAUACGUGUAAUUAUUAAUGAAAUGUUCACUCUUGGUCCCUCUUGCGGCUUAGAAUUCCAAGCCCGCGUCAGGUCAAGCAAUAUUAUGAAAUGUACUUGGGUCGGUGAGACGGCACAUUUGUAAAUCAUGCUUGCUGCUUGCCACUUCCAGCCUGUUCUCUUCGAAGAGUACCAGGUACCAAGUUGUGGAAGUUUCAUUUUUUAGUUACGUUACGUUUGAGGCUGGUGAAAAAUUCAAGUGUAAUUUUGUGGGAACACUGAUUCAUAUUAAGAAAAUGUAAAUAUGUGUAGUAGCACUUUCUUGCAGUUAAUUUGAAAACUUUGAAUGCUGAACCUUAUUUUGUCAGUGGUUUAGAUGAUUUAAAAAUGCAUGUGUGAUUUUAAUUUUGUAAUUGUUUUGACAAGCGUAAUUUCUUGGACAACUUUGUAGGUAGCCUUAACUUCUGGCCAAGUUUGUUUUUUAUAGAAGUAUAUAUACAUAUAUAUAUAUAUAUAUACAUAUAUAUAUUAUGUAUGGUUGUAAAUUCAUACACUUAUCACAUUGAAUGUGUUGCUGUAUACAAAACUCUUUUAAUGCUUUAUUCUCAAAUGCUGGGUUGAAAAAUGUUUUGAAAGCCUUUUAAAGUAUAUAUCUUUAUAAAGUAAUAUUCAGGAUGAUGAUGGAAAUUGUUUAUAUUAUUAUGAUAAAAAUGACAUUAUAAUGUUACCCAAUGUAUUUAAUGAUUUAUUUGCAGAGGGAGAGAGGAGGACGGUUCUUACUACUCUCUCUUUUGAAAUUUUCAGUUUAUUGGCUUUAUAAAAAGAAUUCAGGUAGUGGACAUUUUUUCAGUAUCUUUUAAAGGAUAUCCUGUGUGCUAAAUAGCUUGUGGCACAUAAUCAAUUUAGUCUGAAUAUUUGAUUCUUUUUAUUCUUUUCAACUUGUCGUGAGAGUAUUGAAUAAAGAAAAGAGGCUCAGAGUAGAAUGGUUGACACUCUGGUAAAUUUAUUAGCAAAUCUUGUAAAACCCUUAAAACUGCCCUUUGGAUUCAGUGUCCUUGCUGGAGUUCUCUUUCAUAUAUAACCAUACUCAUGUGGGUGCAGGACUGCAAAAUGAUACAUACGUAGAGACGAACAAUUCAUUUUAACGCUUAAAUUACAUAAAUCUUUGCAAAAAGCAUUUUGUUACAGAAUAUGCUGUUUUUACCCGUCCCUGCUCACUUCUUGUUAAGCCCUAUAUUCAAAUAGAUAAUAGUGGUCAUUUGUUCUUGCAUGAAGUGUAGGUGGAGAACUGGGGACGGGCACAGACUUCUUUGAAGUCAAAGGGUACAGUCAGAUCCAUUCCGUUUUUGGUGGUGGUGUUGCUCUGGCAGGAUGUGCUAUGAAACACAUCAAAGAAAGUCUGUGUGUGCCCCGCCGCCAGCCUCCCUCUUCUCCCUGCGUGCUCUGAACACACCGCACGCCACACUUCUGCAGGCCUGGCUCCAGAGCCAGUUGCACCGGGUUGCCUUUCCUAGUCCUGUCCGUCUGUAGUUGAGUGUGAACUGCUGAGUUAGCUGCUAUUCUUUAUGGAGUCACAGUUAAGCUUUUCUUACCCUUUCCAGUGGGCAGUCUGUGGGGAGCGGGGGGUAAAGAGGAAAUUGAGAGUGCUUAUACUUUGUUGAAAAUAUUAGAACUUUCCUGUGACAGGACAUGGCAAAUUGUAAUUAAAUAUAAACUGAACCAGAGCUACCUCUAAGUAGUGUUUCCUCAAGCACAAAGCUCUCAGGCAUAUGAGACCCGCUGUAACGGAGGGUCUCUGAUUUCUUGAGCAUCAGCGAGUUCAGAAGUGACUGUCUUUUGUACUCUGUUAGUUCCCUGGUGACUACACACUUUCUCCCAUUCCACACUGUGCUUAAAUGACAAAGACUCUUCUGAGAAGCCAAAUUCUGUCCGAGAUUAGCUAUAGAUAUUGAUUACAGGAGAGCUUAGAACUGGCGUGGAAGAGGAGUUACUUUAGCUCCAGUUCUGAGAAUCUUCUGAUGAAAUACAUCACUUCUUUUCAAGGAGACGAUCUUUUAUAGGAAAUGGGAUAUUUUAAAUGCUUUUCUUGAAGGCUCAACAGUUAAUGUCUCUAUUGUUGCUAGUCUGUGGCUGACAUGGUUUUGACAUGGCUUUAAAAUUUCUGCUAAGCUUGAGUAGAAUGUUACACCAGUUUUAAAUGUUGGCUGCAGCUUUUGGUGAUCCUUUGCUGAUUUUUUACAGUGUAAUAACCUCAUAAGCUGUUUUCAAAAUGAAUUUUGUUUCUGAUUAUGCCUCUUGUCUAUUUGGGAGCAACAUGUCUUUUCAAUCAUGGGAUUGACAACUGAAAAAUAAAGUUAUUUCUUAAUCUA